AUGGCCGCCAACGCCAACGCCAGUGCCCCUGCUGCCCCCGUCGUGUCCAUGGAGAAGACCGACAAGAGGGACUACCUCAUCGCGCUUGAGAAGAGUGCCCAGUCCGAAUGGGCUGACCAAAAGGUCUUUGAGACCAACCCUCCACCUCUCCCCAAAGGCAUCAGCUCGUACGCCGACUUUUUCGCCUCUGGCCAGUCUAUGGAAGACCUCCAAAAAGAGUACCCCAAAUGGUUCGGUACAUUCCCCUACGCCUACAUGAACGGUUCCCUCCAUCUUGGUCACGCUUUCACUAUCAGCAAAGUCGAGUUUGCCGCUGGUUUCGAGAGGAUGAGGGGAAAGAGGGUCCUGUUCCCUGUUGCAUACCACGCCACUGGUAUGCCCAUCAAGUCUGCCUCUGACAAACUCAUCCGCGAAAUGGAACUUUUCGGUCAAGACUUUGCUGGUUACGAGGCUGAGCCUGAGGAGACCGACGCCCCCGUCACCGCCAAGGGCGAGUCUUCUGACCCCUCCAAGGGAAAGAAGGGAAAGCUUCAGGCCAAGUCCACCGGUCUCACCUACCAAUUCCAGAUCCUCGAGCUUAUUGGUGUGCCCCGAGAAGAGCUCAAGCAAUUCGCCGAGCCCCUCCACUGGCUCAACUACUUUCCUCCCAUCGCCAAGACCGACUUGACCGGUGCUGGUGCCCGAGUCGACUGGAGAAGACAGUUCAUCACCACCCCUGCGAACCCUUACUACGACUCAUUUGUCCGAUGGCAGAUGAACAAGCUUCACAAACAAGAGCGAGUCAAGUUUGGCAAGCGAUACACAAUCUACUCUCCCAAGGACGGCCAGCCCUGUAUGGACCACGACCGUUCUAGUGGUGAGGCUGUCAACCCCCAAGAGUACACUGCCGUCAAGAUGGAGGUCCUCGGGUGGGGUCCUUAUGCCUCUGACGACUUUAAAAAAUCUGUCGAGGGCAAAAAGGUCCACAUGGUCGCUGCUACUCUUCGUCCCGAGACCAUGUACGGCCAGACCAACUGCUACGUCGGUGUCAAUAUCAAGUAUGGUCUCUACGAGGCCAACGACAACGAGCUCUUCCUCGUCACUGACCGUGCGGCCCGAAACAUGGCUUUCCAGGGUAUCUUUGACCGACCCAGAGGUGUCUACACCAAGGUCGCCGAGAUCACUGGUGAGGACUUGCUCGGUACCAAGAUUACUCCUCCCUUCGGUCUCGUCAAGGAAGUCUACGUUCUCCCCAUGGAGGGUGUCCUUCCCACUAAGGGUACCGGUGUUGUCACCUCUGUUCCUUCCGACUCUCCCGACGACUGGAGAGCCCUCAUGGACCUCAGGAAGAAGGCCGAGAUGUACAAGAUCAAGCCCGAAUGGGCGGCUGUCGACCCCAUCGCCGUACUUACCACCCCCAAGUACGGUGACAUGGCUGCCGAGACUCUUUGUACGCAGCUCAAGAUCCAAUCCCAACGUGACAAGGACAAGCUCGCUGAAGCCAAGGCCGAGACCUACAAAGAGGGCUUUUACAACGGAAAGAUGCUCGUUGGUGAAUUCAAGGGUCUGUCGGUGCAGGAGGCCAAGCCCAGGGUCAGGCAGCAGAUGCUUGAUGCUGGUUUGGCCGUGGCUUAUGCCGAGCCCGAGAGCGAGGUCAUCUCUCGAAGUGCCGAUGUCUGUGUUGUCGCGCUGAUCGACCAAUGGUAUCUCGACUACGGAGAGCCCGUCUGGAAGUCUGCCGCCGAAAAGCUCCUUGACCAGCUCAACACCUACCAGGGCGAGACCCGAAACAACUUCAAGUCUGUCCUUGACUGGCUCAACCAGUGGGCUUGCGCCCGAUCCUACGGUCUCGGUUCCAAGCUCCCUUGGGACCCCGUGUGGCUCGUCGAGUCUCUGUCCGACUCUACUGUGUAUAUGUCCUACUACACCGUCGCCAACCUUCUUCACGAGGACUACUUUGGCAAGACCCCCGGUCCCCUUGGUAUCACCCCCGAGCAGAUGACUGACGAGGUCUGGGAACACAUCCUCGGCGACGGUCAACUCCCCGCCGAUAGUCCUCUCGAUGCCGAAAAGGCCGCCGAGCUCAAGUACAGCUUCAACUACUUUUACCCUCUCGACGUCCGAUCCUCCGGCAAGGACCUUAUUCCCAACCACUUGACUUUCUGGGUCUACUGCCACGCUGCGCUCUUCCCCGAGAAGCACUGGCCCAAGGCGGUUAGGGCCAACGGUCAUUUGAUGCUUAACGGAAAGAAGAUGUCCAAGUCUACCGGAAACUUCUUGACCAUGGCCGAGGCUACCAAGAAGUACGGUGCGGAUGCUAUGAGGUUGACUCUUGCCGAUGCUGGUGACGAUAUUUCGGACGCCAACUUUGAGGAGACCGUCGCCAACGCUGCCAUUCUCCGACUCCACACUUGCUCCACCUGGGCCGAGGAGAUGAGGUCGACCAAGGACCAGCUCAGGACUGGCGAGUUCAACGACUUUGAUCGUGGCUUCCAGGCCGAGAUGGACGCUCUAAUCACCGAGGCUUAUGGUGCUUUCGAACAGAUGGAGUUCAAGCACGCUCUCAAGUCUGGUCUUUACGACUUUGAGAACGCCCGUAACUGGUACCGAAUGGUCUCCGACCCUGCCAACGGCGGUAGUGGCAUGCACAAGGACCUCGUCUUCACCUGGCUCCGUAACCACGCUCUGCUCAUCACACCCUUCACCCCCCACUACUCCGAGUUCCUCUGGAAGAACGUCCUCGGCGAGCAAACCUCCGUCCAGACUGCUCUGUACCCCGAACCCUCUGGCCCCAUUAACCGAUCUGUUCUCGAGCAGACUGAUUACCUCCGAGGUGUUGUUGAUACCAUCCGAGGUGCCGAGGCGCAGGCUGCCAAGAGGAAGGGCAAGAAGGCUGCGGCGACAGCGGUUUACGACCCCACAAAGACAAAGGACGUGAGGAUCUUUGUUGCCAAAGAGUUCCCUCAAUGGCAAGACACCGCGGUGGAGAUCAUGAAGAACGAGGCCUGGGACGGCGAGAAGAUUGACGAUGCCAAGCUGAGGCAAGGUCUUGACAAGGCUGGUUUAAUGAAGGACAAGAAGGCCAUGCCUUUCUGCCAGGCUUUCAAGCGUAAAUUGAUCGCCACUGGUCCCUCCGCUUUCAACCGAACCCUUCCCUUCGACGAGCUCCACACCCUCAAGAUGCUUGCUCCCCUCAUCAAGUCUUCUCUCCGAUUCGAGAAUGUUGAUGUUGUCAGCGUCGAUGACGCGAGGGCUUUGAUCGAGAAGGAAGGCGAGAAGGAAGGAUGGACCAAGGAGAGGGUUGAGAGCAGUGAGCCCGGGGUACCCGGAGUACAGUUCUGGAAUGUCAGUGUGUAG
Molecule: messenger RNA, 3336 nt
Organism: Cryptococcus wingfieldii CBS 7118
Lineage: Eukaryota; Fungi; Basidiomycota; Tremellomycetes; Tremellales; Cryptococcaceae
Product: leucine-tRNA ligase
Exons: 7
Coding region: 1-3336 (1111 amino acids)
Biological process (GO): leucyl-tRNA aminoacylation
Molecular function (GO): aminoacyl-tRNA deacylase activity; leucine-tRNA ligase activity; ATP binding
Source: RefSeq, a predicted model, not a curated record